CCAUUUUGUUGUGCCCUAAAUUUCAGAGUGAAGAGCUCCCAAUGACGAAUCUCUAACUUUUUCCUUAAGGUAUUUAACCCAUCAAACUCCCACAAUCACUCACGCCACCAAUGGCUUCCAAGAUUCUUGCUUCCUGUUUACGCCGAACCCUCACAAAUUCCUCUCCCCCCAUCUCGCGCUUCCGGCCUAUCUCCACCGCUGCUGCUGUCGCCGCUUCUCCGUCGGAACCCCAUGAGGAUGAAACUGGGAUUUCUAUGAAAGGUGUUAAAAUAUCUGGACGACCGCUUUAUCUUGAUAUGCAAGCUACAUCCCCUGUUGAUCCUCGGGUGUUAGACGCCAUGCUUCCUUAUUAUAUUUCGCGCUAUGGUAAUCCACACUCUCGUACGCAUCUUUAUGGUUGGGAAUCGGACCAUGCCGUUGAGACGGCUCGUUCCCAAGUUGCUGCUCUUAUCGGUGCCUCGCCUAAGGAGAUUGUUUUUACCUCUGGAGCUACUGAGUCCAAUAACAUAUCAAUCAAGGGGGUUAUGCAUUUCUAUAGAGAGAAGAAAAGGCACUUGAUUACCACUCAGACCGAGCACAAGUGCGUUCUUGAUUCUUGCAGACAUUUGCAGCAGGAAGGUUUUGAGAUUACCUAUUUACCGGUUGGGUCCGAUGGAAUUGUUGAUUUAGAAAAGCUCCGUUCUGCGAUUAGACCCGACACUGGCCUUGUUUCGGUCAUGGCGGUUAAUAACGAAAUUGGUGUCAUUCAGCCUGUAGAAGAAAUUGGGAAAAUUUGCAAAGAAUUCAAUGUUCCUUUCCAUACUGAUGCGGCUCAGGCUCUUGGGAAGAUUCCGAUUGAUGUGGAGAAGUGGAAUGUGAGCUUGAUGUCCUUGAGUGGACAUAAGAUUUAUGGACCGAAGGGUAUUGGGGCUUUGUAUAUGCGGAGGAGGCCGAGGAUUCGAGUUGAGCCCCAAAUGAAUGGAGGAGGACAAGAGAGGGGUAUAAGGAGUGGGACUGUGCCAACCCCAUUGGUCGUGGGAAUGGGCGCAGCCUGUGAGCUUGCGAUGAAGGAAAUGGAAUAUGAUGAUAAGCGAAUUACUGCACUGCAGGAACGGCUCUUAAAUGGUAUAAAUGCGAAGCUUGAGGGAGUUGUGGUGAAUGGUAGCAUGGAGAAGCGGUAUCCUGGUAAUCUGAAUUUGUCAUUUGCGUAUGUUGAAGGUGAAAGCUUGCUUAUGGGAUUGAAGGAUGUGGCUGUUUCGAGCGGAAGUGCAUGCACCAGCGCCAGUUUGGAGCCUUCAUAUGUGUUGAGGGCGUUGGGAGUGGAUGAGGACAUGGCUCACACUUCAAUCAGGUUUGGCAUUGGGAGAUUCACCACGGAGGCUGAGAUCGAUCGAGCAGUUGAGUUGACAGUCCAUCAGGUGGAAAAGUUGAGGGAAAUGAGUCCCCUUUAUGAGAUGGUAAAGGAGGGGAUAAACAUCAAGGAGAUCCAAUGGGCCCAACACUGAUUGCUUUUGUUCUCUGAUAUAAGAUGUCCAUAUGCCACUUAUGUGCUUGGAUUUGUAUGGGAUAUGUGGGUUGUUUGGCAGUAAUGACGGGCCAUCUAACUAUAUUACGUUGAACCAUAUGGAUAGUUUCCAAUUCAUCUCCAGGUUUUACUCAUCCUCGCCCGUCUAGUGAUCAGUUGCCCUCAAGAAGCCCCCUGUAUGGUCCUGAAAGUUUAAAAUAAUAAGCAACUAUGUCAGUAUUUGCCCUUUGUGCUUAAUAUGCGAUAGAUUCCCCCUCCCCCCUCUUCCCCCGCAGCAGGAUUGUGAUUAUUAUAAACUCUGAAUCUAACAUAUGCAUUCGUCAA
Molecule: messenger RNA, 1828 nt
Organism: Cucumis melo (muskmelon)
Lineage: Eukaryota; Viridiplantae; Streptophyta; Magnoliopsida; Cucurbitales; Cucurbitaceae
Product: cysteine desulfurase, mitochondrial
Exons: 1
Coding region: 111-1484 (457 amino acids)
Biological process (GO): [2Fe-2S] cluster assembly
Cellular component (GO): mitochondrion; cytosol
Molecular function (GO): cysteine desulfurase activity; pyridoxal phosphate binding
Source: RefSeq, a predicted model, not a curated record